AGAUGGCUGAUUUCUCUGCUCACCACAACCAGAGCCAGUCUGCACUCACCCCCACCAACGGGACGUUGGUACUGUUCCUGAGCUUGCAGCUGGUACACCAGCUGAAGGAGCUGAUCAUCCUGCUGUAUGCAGCCGUGGCGGUGGUGGGCAUGGUGGGGAACUGCUUGCUGGUGCACGUCAUUGUGCAGGUGAAGAAGAUGCACAAUGUCACCAACUUCCUGGUCGGGAACCUGGCCCUGUCAGACGUGGCCAUGUGCGCCACCUGCAUCCCACUCACCCUGGCCUACAUCUUCGAGCCCCGCGGCUGGAUCUUCGGCAGCACCAGGUGCUACUUCAUCUUCUUCAUGCAGCCUGUCACCGUCUACGUGUCUGUCUUCACUCUGGCCACCAUUGUUGCGGACUGUUACAUUGCCAUUGUGCAUCCACUGCGGCGCCGCAUCUCGCUGCAGCUGGGUGCCUACGUGGUGCUCUUCAUCUGGAUCCUUUCUGGCUGCCUGGCACUGCCAGCCAUGGCUCACACCUACUACGUGGAACUCGGCCAGCAGGAGAUCACUCUGUGCGAGGAGUUCUGGGGGGAACAAGAGCACCAGCGUCAGACCUAUGUGCUCUUCCUGCUGCUUAUCACCUACCUCUGCCCCCUGCUAGCCAUCCUGGUCUCCUACACCAAGAUCUCCCUCAAGCUCAAGAACAGGGUCAUGCCUGGUACUAUCACUCAGAUUCAGGCCAACUGGGACAGAGCCAGGCACAAGAGGACCUUCUGCCUGCUGGUUGUAGUAGGGGUGGUCUUUGGGGUGUGCUGGCUGCCCUUACAUACCUUCAACCUCAUCCGGGACAUCAACAUCAAUGCCAUGGAUGCCUAUUAUUUUAGCCUUGUCCAGCUGCUGUGCCACUGGUUUGCUAUGAGCUCCGCCUGCUACAACCCCUUCAUAUAUGCCUGGCUGCAUGGUAGCUUUAGGGAGGAGCUAAAGAAGUUAUUGGUCUGGCACAGAAAAGUGGCUCCUUAUAGGUAAAGCAUGACAGUGAGUGUUGUCAUCUGACCUGCUGCCCAGCGGCUCCUCUUGGAGGGUCACUGACCUACACUGAGCUCCCACAGUAUAUUGGCUCAAGUUGCAAACUAAAACAAUAAGAUGUGCCAUCCAAAUGCCUCCAAUCCUGUGCCAGGCACAAUUUGCCUCAUUCCACUUUGAAAGCUAUGGACAUCUGUUCUGUUUAAAGAAUAUAUGUCUCUAGGUGAAACAUGUUCGCUGCAGACUGUUCCUUUAGAGGGGCUAGCCCAAGAGAGCGGGAUUGGGGUGUAUGCGUGUGUCAGAGUGAAUUCAUUUUUUAGUUUUAAAAAUACUUAGUUAAAAUACAUUAAACACAUUCAUAGAUAUUUGUUUUGAAAGUCAGUGGAAACUAUCUUCCCCUUCCUACCUCCUCUCCUGGGUUAAUCUGGGUUAUAGUUUAUAAAGGAAAUGGAUGCAAGGGACAUUUUAGUGAUAUGUUUCAAAAAUUCUCUGAAAAGAAGAUUCAGUAAAUAAGGAGAGAUGCCCACUCGGAGAGAUGCUGUGUAUCUGCAGCUUCCACUGUAGAUGCA
This is a messenger RNA of Chrysemys picta bellii (western painted turtle), 1576 nucleotides long. Its product is annotated as prolactin-releasing peptide receptor. Gene Ontology annotation, molecular function: neuropeptide Y receptor activity; neuropeptide binding. The record is from RefSeq and is a predicted model, not a curated record. Gene Ontology annotation, cellular component: neuron projection; plasma membrane. Gene Ontology annotation, biological process: G protein-coupled receptor signaling pathway. Lineage: Eukaryota; Metazoa; Chordata; Testudines; Emydidae.